AUGAAGUUUUCGAACUCUUUGAAGUAUAAUGCGGUGCCAGAAUGGCAGGAGCACUAUUUGAACUACUCGCAGCUGAAGCGUCUAAUUUACUCGCUCCAAGCCCAAGAUCUGCGUGUAAUCGAUGAGGGCGGUCACGUCGACGCAGAACGUUUGAAAGCACUCGAGGGUACAUCCAAGGCCCUACAGAAAUUCAAGAACAAAUUCCGCAGGAAUGAACGUGGUAACAACAACGGUCAAAGCAAGUCUAAAGACGCUGCAAGUGACAUUGAGGGAGAUGUUAACGUAGAAACUUUGGAGUUGGACGAUUUCCGGUCUUCUGCGCGCAAAAAUGCGGGGAAAGCCGCUGCGUUUGACCAUCGUUCGUCGCUUUCUAGCGAUAGAACACUCUUCAACCCCCAGGAUACUUUUAUCAGUAAACUAACCGACGAGCGCGCUAAGAUUGAUAGUUUUUACGAACAACUCGAAGCUCAACUCUACGGCCGUUUCGACACCCUACUCUCAGACCUGCAAAAAGUGACAGGUGCAGGUCGUCGCACCAGUGUUGUCACUGGAACUGGGAGGGCUCCAUCGGUUUCACACAAUGACGGUAUGGAUAUGUCUGAAAGUGUAGUAGAUGGACCCAGUCAUACCCACAGACGCGAGUCGGUGCUUUCAAGACGCAGUACAGCCAUCGCUGACCUACAUCGCGAAGGCUACGAACAAGAAGAUGAGGAAGAUGAGGAAGAAGAGGAUGAUUUUGAUGAGCAUCACGAGAACACCGCCUUGCUCAACUACUCUGAUUUCAAUGUUAAAAGCCAAAAAAGGGCAAUUCUCAAGAGAAAUCUGAUAGACCUUUAUGUUGACCUUGCUCAACUCAAAUCGUUUAUCGAACUUAAUCGCAUCGGGUUUCUCAAGAUCAGCAAAAAAUUCGAUAAAACAUUGAACUGCAACAUCAAGCGCGAGUUCAUCGAAUCUGGCGACUUUUUUGCCGACACCUACGUAUUUCAACCCCACACAUUGGAGAAUUUGGACUCCCACAUCAUGCAGCUGGUCGAAUCAUACGCUUUGUUAACUCACGGGGACCUGGUCGCAAGUAAGGAAGAGUUGAGAUCAUAUUUGCGUGACUUCAUCGUUUGGGAAAGAAAUACGGUAUGGAAAGACAUGUUGGGUCUAGAGUCGCAUAACAAUACUUUUACCUCUGCGGGAAGGCCCGACGUCAACGGGGAUAUCGCUAAUUUGGAAAACAAUACCCACCUCGAAUACCGCAUUUGGAAUCUUCCAAGACCAAUCAAGAUACGGUCCUUAACGUGGUCGACCAUCAAGGUUCCAGAACUUUUUUUCACGCUCAAAGCUUUGAAGCUUUACAUCAUCAUUGCAUGCACAAUUAUUCUUCUUCUCGUUCCCACUUUUAACGACCGUGCCCAACACCGUUGCAUGGCGCUUGUCGCAUGUGUUGCUUUCCUCUGGGCUUCUGAGGCUUUGCCUCUAUUUGUCACAGCUAUUUUGGUCCCUAUGUUCGUAGUGGUGUUCAAAGUUGUCAAAACAUCUGACGGCCAAAUAAUGGAUGCCGCUUCAGCGUCCAGCUGGAUUUUGUCCAAGAUGUGGUCCUCCACCAUUAUGAUUUUGUUGGCUGGGUUCACAUUAGCGGCUGCUCUCUCCAAGUAUAAUGUCGCAAAGGUCCUCGCGUCGUAUCUACUCACAGUUGCAGGAACUAAACCUCGGAACGUCUUGCUCAUGACCAUGGGAGUCUGCUUCUUUUUGUCGAUGUGGAUUUCUAACGUCGCAGCUCCAGUUUUAACCUACUCCCUCAUCCAGCCUGUCCUGAAAACGCUAGAGUACAAUUCUCCAUUUGCCAGAUCCCUCGUUCUUGGUGUCGCCUUGUCUGCUAACGUCGGUGGUAUGGCGUCACCUAUUUCAUCGCCUCAAAAUAUUAUCGCUAUGAACUACUUGAAACCGUAUAACGUAGGCUGGGGUCAAUUUUUUGCCAUCGCUCUGCCAAGUAGUAUCCUGUCCAUGUUGACUAUAUGGGGUCUUUUGUGUUUAACUUUCAAGAUACACGGUACACCUCUCAAGAAGUAUACCCCAAUCAAAGAAAGGUUCACAUUAAAGCAAUACUACGUUAUAGUAGUGAGUUUGGCUACCAUCAUUCUUUGGUGUGUUGAGUCAAAGAUCGAGGACGUAUUUGGAGCAUCUGGAGAGAUAGCCGUUAUUCCAAUCGUGCUCUUUUUUGGCACCGGUUUGUUAAGCACUCAAGAUAUUAACAAUUUCCCUUGGUCAAUUGUCAUUUUGGCUAUGGGUGGUAUUGCAUUGGGUGGUGCCGUCCAAUCCUCGGGUCUGCUGGCCACUAUUGCUGGAGCAUUGCAACGUCGUGUCAUGGACUUUCCCAUCUAUGCUGUUUUGAUCAUCUUCGGUGUCGUUAUGCUAGUGGUCGGAACAUUCGUGUCUCACACAGUGUCUGCCAUCAUCAUUGUUCCUCUGAUGCAAGAAGUCGGUGACAAACUGCCUGGAAAAAACUCUGCUCCUAUCUUGGUUUUCGGAUGUACCUUGCUUGCAUCCUGUGGUAUGGGGCUCGCAUCGUCAGGAUUUCCCAAUGUCACAGCCAUUUCGAUGGUCGAUGAAGUGGGCAACCGAUACUUGAGCGUUAAUACAUUCUUGACGCGCGGUAUCCCCGCUUCGUUUCUAGCCUUUCUCUGUGUCAUCACUUUGGGCUAUGGGAUCAUGAAUUCGGUAUUGUAA
Messenger RNA from Lachancea lanzarotensis, 2715 nucleotides. RefSeq names its product LALA0S11e03290g1_1 (gene PHO90). Gene Ontology annotation, cellular component: membrane. The record is from RefSeq and is a predicted model, not a curated record. Gene Ontology annotation, molecular function: phosphate transmembrane transporter activity. Bases 1 to 2715 code for a protein of 904 amino acids. Gene Ontology annotation, biological process: phosphate ion transport; monoatomic anion transmembrane transport; polyphosphate metabolic process. Lineage: Eukaryota; Fungi; Ascomycota; Saccharomycetes; Saccharomycetales; Saccharomycetaceae. The transcript has a single exon.